Molecule: messenger RNA, 498 nt
Organism: Drosophila takahashii
Lineage: Eukaryota; Metazoa; Arthropoda; Insecta; Diptera; Drosophilidae
Gene: Brd
Product: Bearded
Source: RefSeq, a predicted model, not a curated record
UGAACAGUCAACAGCAUUCAGUCUACCACAAAUCGAACAUAAAAACGCAAACUGCAAAAAUGGCCUACGAAACUCUGAUGAACACCACCUACAGUCAGGCCUGCCAGAAGAAGACCUACACCCCCGCCAAGGCCAUGAAGAAGAUCUUCAAGGUGGCCUGCAAAAUCUUCAAGGCUUCGAGUCACCAGCAGCUCAAGAACCAGACCAUCCCGACGGAACUCCCACUGCCAAUGUCCGAUGAGGAGUUCCAGAACUCCCAGAACGAGAAACUGGAAGCCGAGCUUGUCCAACUGUGAUCGAGGAAAAUGGAAAAUCACGAAAAUCCAACUUCCUAAACAGCUUUAAAGACUCCAUCGGAAUCGGUCUCUAAACAUCCGCAUCAGCUUUAACUCCACACUCAGCAAGUGGACAUCUUAAAAUGCAUAAAUAACCAGCUUUAAUCAUUGUCUUCCAUCUAUGUUUAAGUGUAUGAAUAAAUACAUAAUAUUAAUAUUGAAA